Messenger RNA from Lolium rigidum, 2214 nucleotides. RefSeq lists its product as uncharacterized. Lineage: Eukaryota; Viridiplantae; Streptophyta; Magnoliopsida; Poales; Poaceae. The record is from RefSeq and is a predicted model, not a curated record. Bases 118 to 2214 code for a protein of 698 amino acids. The transcript has 2 exons.
CCAGACGCCACCACUCCGUGCUUCAACGACAUCGAGCAGGCCUGUUGCUGCAGCAGCUGAAGGUUUAGCUACAGUGCGUGAUAAGAAGAAGAAGAAGAACAGCAAGUUUGCGUAUCAAUGGUCACUCCAGCUGGAGCACCGACGCAAUCUUGGCUAGAGAAGUGGAGUGAAUGGGAGAUCCAAGCUGUUGUUGCUGUCAGCUUCGGCCUGCAGGUUAUCCUCUUCUUCCUCUCAGGGAUCCGCCGGUACAGUGUCUCAUCUGUUCUCAAGGUCUUUCUCUGGCUGGUAUAUCUUCUUGCUGAUACCGCUGCGAUUUAUGCCCUGGGGCACAUGUCUGCGUCAUUGUCGAGAACAUCAUCUGACAAGCACCAGCUGGUAGCGUUCUGGGCGCCGUUCCUCCUGUUGCACCUCGGCGGCCAGGAUACCAUAACCGCCUAUGCGCUGGAGGACAAUAAACUCUGGCUGCGCCACCUGCUAACUAUGUUUGUGCAGGUCGCCGGCACCGGGUAUGUGCUCUACAGGCACAUGAUUGCAGACAGAGCGAGCCUUGUAUCUGCCGCUGUGCUCGUUUCGGUGGCAGGAUUUGUCAAGUACGGCGAGAGGAUAUGGGCACUCAGGUGUGCAAGCAAGGGUUCCGGUGGGCCUAAUCCGCCUGUUCCGAAACUAAAAUACGAAGCGAGUGACUGCUUCACAAGAAACAAAAAAUUUAGAACUUAUGCAUUUAUUGUGAAGACAGCGCACAGAUUGAAGUAUGCAUUUGUCAAGCCUUUAAUCAUAUACAGGAAUUCGAUAUCCGUACCUUGGAAUGAUGAAAAAUUAUUCUAUCCAAUAACCCAUGUAGAUGAAUAUAUUGGAAUGGAAGACAAAUCGGCACAGGAGAAGAGUUGUAUGGAGGUGGUGUAUAGAGAAAUCGAGGUGGAGCUGGCCCUGACUUACGACAUGCUGUACACCAAGGCAGAAGUGAUCCACAAAUGGUAUGGCUACCUCAUCCGUGGUAUUUCCUCUGGGUUUUGCUUCGGUGCUCUUCUUGCCUUCACAAGAAGCAAAAGGGAUCGUUAUUCUACACCCGAUACUGUUAUCACUUUUGUUCUUUUGGGUGGAGCUUGCGCACUGGAGGUCGCAUCAGCUUUCAAGGCGAUUGGGUCAACCUGGACAUAUGCCAUCCUCACAGCCCACAGAUGGAAGUGGCUGGCCAAUGCAAUUCUGUUUGCACGUUACCACUUCAUCGUCCUCAAAGAUGGAAGGUGGUCCAAUUCCGUCGGGCAAUAUGACUUCUUAUCCUUUUGUGCCAGCGGCAAGACCCUCAAGGGAAGAAUUGCCGGAUGGAUUGGGCUGGAGGACUGGUGGAACAAAGCUCACUACACCAAACAUGCCAAGCUGUCACCUGCCCUCAAGGAGUUUGUAUGGGGCUUGCUCAGAGGUGAGAAGAGUAAUAUGGUACAGAUUGAAGACAUGGCCACUCGGAGUGGGUUUUGGGAUCGCAAGUUCAGGGGCUUCAACCAAAGCGAAAAGCUUGAUUGGAGCUUGAGGUUGGAAUUUCAUUAUUGUGUGUAUAUCUGGCACAUAGCCACAAGCACCUUCCUCAGCGACCCUGUUGUCAGAUCAGAGCUGGUCGACCAGGGCAUGGCCGAAGCGAUCAAUACUCUUUCUGACUACAUGAUGUACCUACUCGUCCAGCACCCUGACGUCGUGCCCAUGAAUGUAGCUGCUCGUAGCCUGUUUAAGCAAGCAUACCGCAUUUUUGUCCGCGAAUUUAACCAUAAGAAGCCUACUAUGGAGAAAGGAGCCCUGGAUGCACCUCAGCAGGUAAUUCUGGGUUUGAUGGAAUUGUAUCGAGAUGAACGCAAUGUAACGGAUCCACACCAUGAGCUGAAGCAUCUCGGCGACUAUGAAUUUUACCCGGCGUUUCCUGUGUUGGUGAAAGCAAGCAUCCUUGUUCACACAUUGCUCGACAUGGAGUUGGAACUCACACAUAAACUUGCAAUACUUGGAACAGUGUGGAAGGAGAUGCUGUGCUUCACAGCAGAUAAUGCAUCUGGGGAUUUCCACGCCAGGCAAUUGAGCAAUGGUGGCGAGUUUGUUACCCACAUGCUGCUCCUGAGUAAAUAUAGCUUUGUUAUGGGAGAUGCUGAUUACAACCCUGUGGAUGUUGCUGGCCACGUCGAGCUGAAUGUGCAGAAUGAUCACCAGGAAGAGAUCGCUGAAGUCCCAUGA